Messenger RNA from Arctia plantaginis, 1305 nucleotides. NCBI's taxonomy places the organism in Eukaryota, Metazoa, Arthropoda, Insecta, Lepidoptera, Erebidae. The record is from the annotation of a GenBank genome assembly.
AUGUCGAUUGGGGCGGGUGGAGUGCUCAAUAGAGGCGUUGGGAGUGGCACACGCGUGCUCUGUAAGUCCGUGGGACAGCGAAGGGUGUCUGCGCUGCCAAUGGGCAUAUCUUCUUCAAGUCAAAGCAGUGCGCAUGUAUCGGAUUCUAGCCACCUUCGGGAUCUCGAGAAACGCACUGCACAAAUUCAAAAGAACUUUAAUGAGCAAUUCCAGGCUAUCACCAACUCCAAGAACGUUGACGAUGUAAACAAGGCAAUUAAGGACAGCUCCGAUGUAGUUUUGAAUCAGCUAUCAACGCUAUCCUCUAGCCUCCAAAAUGCGUUGAAAGACGCGAACGGCAAGGCUAAGGAGGCCCUGGAGAAGACGCGCCAGAACGUGGAAAAGACCGCGGAAGAGCUGCGGCGCUCGCACCCCGAGGUCGGGAAGCACGCCAAUGAGUUGCGUGACAAGCUGCAGACGGCCGUGCAGUCCACCCUGGAGGAGACCCAGAGGCUCGCCCAGGAAGUCGCCUCCAACAUGGAGCAAACCAAUCAGAAACUGGCUCCUAAGGUGAAGGAGGCGGUCGACGAAUUCGUGAAACAGGCCGAGGCCGUGCAGAAAAAGCUGAAAAAGGUUGACGGUGAAGCUAAAAAUGCACUUGAGGAAUCUCUCUCAGCGGUGGAGAAGAGCACGGAGGAGAUGCGGCGCGCCCAGCGUGACUUGCAGAAGCACGACGACGAACUGCGCGACAAACUGCAGGCCGCCGUGCAGAGCGCCCUGCUGGAGAGCCAAAAACUCACCAAGGCAGUGACCAGUGACCUGGAGCAAGCCAAUAAGAAGUUGUCUUCCAAGAUCGUCUCGGCGAUCGACGAGUUCGUGCAGAAAGCCGAAGCCGUGCAGAAAAACCUGCAAGAGGCCACUUCCAAGCAAGCAUCGAGGGAUGAGGAGGCAAUGAACAAGGCGCUCAAGGAGAGCUCCAAGGCCGUCGAGAAGCAGCUGUCUGCGCUCUCUCUGACUCUUCGCAGUGUGGUGGGCGACGCCAAGGGCAAGACCAAGGAGGUCCUGGAGCAAUCUCGCAAAAGCGUGGAGCAGACCGCCGAGACGCUGCACCGCACCCAACUCGACCUCGACAAGUACGACAACGAGUUCCAACAACAGAUGAAGGCAGUGCAAGGCAAUCUGCAGGACGCGCAAAAGAUUGCUAUGGAAGCGACCAGCAAAGCAGAGCGGAAGCUGACGCCAGAAGUCAAGAAGGCAUUCGAUGAAUUUCUGACACAGGCCAAGGCUGUGCAGAAGACAGUGCGGGACGCCGCUUCCUCCAAAUAA